UGCAGCGCGGCGGAGGUUCUUCAGUGAUCGGUGAUCUUUAUUUUUCUACCAUAAUACCGUUAAGCUCCGCGUACAUAUUUUCGUGGUGUUUAUCUCGCCUUUGUUCCGUUCUCAGUUUUUCCCACCAGUGUCCCGAUUUGUGUUUACGACACCGUUUUUGCUCCGUGAGAGAUAUAAUUCGACUUUUCUCAGGGAAACAAUAUAUCUGCCGCAUUCCGUUGUUUCUCCUCGUUCGCCGUCACUCACUUCAACGCACUCAAUAUUUUCGCCAUCGUGCGCUCAAAAUCAUUUGGAAAAACGCAGCACACAAGAUUUAAAAAAAAGAAGAAGAAAAGGAAGGGAGAUAACAAAAUGGUACAAAAUUAUGGAGAUUCAAAACACAAAAAAGCUACUAUGAAUGUAGAGAAGUUUUAUGAUGAGUCCAUUCAUGCCAAUUACCAGCAUUUGAGUAAAAACGAAACAAGGGGUUAUAAUUUAAAUGAAGAUGAAUGGACACAAAGAGUUCCUAUUGACGAUGCCUCUGCAGAUUGCUCUUUAUUUAAAAAGAAGAAGAAGAAAAAGAAGGGAGAUAAACAAAUGGUGCAAAAUGAAGAAGGUGCGAUUAAUGAUAAAACUACAUUGAAUUUUGAUAAGUUGUACGAUGAGGUAUUUCAUGACAAUCACCAGUAUUUGAAUAAAAACGAAACAAGGGAUUCUAAUUUAAACAAAGAUGAAUGGACACAAAGAGUUCCUAUUGACGAUGCCUCUGCAGAUGGCUCUUUGUUAGUAUCUGCGAAAGCUAAAAUUCCUUUAAAUGAUCUUAUUUUAUUUAUUGUGCAAAAUGAAGAAGGUGCGAUUAAUGAUAAAACUACAUUGAAUUUUGAUAAGUUGUACGAUGAGGUAUUUCAUGACAAUCACCAGUAUUUGAAUAAAAACGAAACAAGGGAUUCUAAUUUAAACAAAGAUGAAUGGACACAAAGAGUUCCUAUUGACGAUGCCUCUGCAGAUUGCUCUUUGGUUAUGAAAAAGAAGAAGAUAAAGAAGGGAGAUAAACAAAUGAUGAAUGGACACAAAGAGUUCCUAUUGACGAUGCCUCUGCAGAUGGCUCUUUGUUAG
Molecule: messenger RNA, 1095 nt
Organism: Metopolophium dirhodum (rose-grain aphid)
Lineage: Eukaryota; Metazoa; Arthropoda; Insecta; Hemiptera; Aphididae
Exons: 11
Coding region: 352-1095 (247 amino acids)
Source: RefSeq, a predicted model, not a curated record